This is a messenger RNA of Perca fluviatilis (European perch), 3736 nucleotides long. It is a transcript of the gene mccc1, whose product is annotated as methylcrotonoyl-CoA carboxylase 1 (alpha). Gene Ontology annotation, molecular function: methylcrotonoyl-CoA carboxylase activity; metal ion binding; ATP binding. The record is from RefSeq and is a predicted model, not a curated record. Lineage: Eukaryota; Metazoa; Chordata; Actinopteri; Perciformes; Percidae. The transcript is spliced from 19 exons. Bases 243 to 2396 code for a protein of 717 amino acids. Gene Ontology annotation, cellular component: mitochondrion.
GUCCUUGGAAAGAUCAAAACUAAUAAUACCGAUAUUUGCAAGCGUAUGACAGUGUUUAUUAGGGCGAGUGUAAACGUUUAAUGUCCAACAUAUUUCUCUUUGGUUAAAGUUGAGUGGUUUGCUUCAGUUAAAAUAGAACAAAACGGUGUAUGAGAGCUGUUGAUUAAAUUACCACUUCGCCAUCUCUCAGCUGGUCAUCAGUGAGCUAGCUAGUUAGCAGCUAGCCUCAGCAGCUGGUAGCUAUGGCUGCAGUUAUUUUGAGUUUCCCAACUCUGCAGGGUCUGAGGAUAAUUACACAAAAACUGUCAUGGACCAAAAGAGGCGUGAGGCUCGUUUCAGGAGGGGUGGGAAGGAUAGAGAAGGUGCUGAUUGCCAAUCGAGGAGAGAUUGCGUGUCGUGUGAUGCGCACAGCCAAGAAGAUGGGCGUCCGCUCUGUGGCUGUAUACAGUGAUGCAGACAGACACUCCAUGCAUGUGGCCAUGGCAGAUGAAGCCUACCGUAUCGGUCCUCCACCCUCCCAGCAGAGUUACCUCUCCAUGGAGAAAGUUUUGGAAGUGGCCAAGACAUCUGGAUCACAUGCGGUCCACCCUGGUUAUGGCUUUCUGUCAGAAAACACAGAGUUUGCAGAGGCGUGUAAACAGGAAGGCAUCAUCUUCAUUGGGCCACCUUCCUCUGCCAUCCGAGACAUGGGCAUUAAAAGCACAUCCAAACACAUCAUGUCAGCUGCCGGGGUGCCAAUCAUUGGUGGUUACCAUGGAGAGGACCAAUCAAAUGAGAGGCUGCAAGCAGAGGCUGCCCAGAUCGGAUACCCUGUGAUGAUUAAGGCAGUCCGUGGAGGAGGAGGGAAGGGGAUGCGUAUCGCACGGUCAGACUCGGAUUUCUUGGAGCAGUUGGAGUCGGCGAGACGAGAAGCAAGAAAAUCCUUCAAUGAUGAUGUCAUGCUAGUUGAGAAGUUUGUAGAGGAUCCCAGACAUGUGGAGGUUCAGGUGUUCGGGGACAUGCACGGUAACGCUGUCUAUCUGUUUGAGAGAGACUGCAGCGUCCAAAGAAGACAUCAGAAGAUCAUAGAGGAAGCACCAGGGCCUGGUAUUAGUCCUGAGGUUCGGAGGAAACUUGGAGAGGCGGCAGUUAAAGCAGCCAAGGCUGUCAACUAUGUAGGCGCAGGUACGGUGGAGUUUAUAAUGGACGCCCAGCAUAACUUUUACUUCAUGGAGAUGAACACCAGGCUGCAGGUGGAGCAUCCUGUCUCUGAGAUGAUCACUGGAACGGACCUGGUGGAGUGGCAGCUCAGGGUGGCAGCAGGGGAGCGCCUGCCUCUCCUCCAGGAUGACAUCAUUUUAAGGGGACACUCUUUUGAGGCUCGUAUCUACGCCGAGGACCCAAACAAUGACUUCCUUCCAGGGGCGGGGCCUCUGCUGCAUCUCUCCACCCCUUCAGCAGACCAACACACACGCAUAGAGACUGGAGUCAGGGAAGGGGACGAGGUGUCUGCACAUUAUGACCCAAUGAUCGCCAAGCUUGUGGUGUGGGGAGAAGACCGAUCUGCUGCCUUAAAGAAGCUGCGUUACUGCUUACGACAGUACAAUAUCGUGGGACUGAACACUAACAUUGACUUUUUGCUGAGUCUUUCGGGUCACCCGGAGUUUGAGGCUGGAAACGUGACCACCAGCUUCAUCCCUCAGCACUACGCUGACCUCUUCCCCACUCCGAGUUCUCCCUCUGGGAAAACGAUCUGCCAGGCGGCCCUGGGCCUGGUGCUGCAGGAGAGGAAACACACACAGGAGUUCACACAGACCUCCACUGACCCAUUCUCCCCAUUUGGCUCCAGCAGCGGCUGGAGAAGCAACAUUCAGUUUAAUAGAAACAUGACGUUACAGCUGGGAGACAAAAAAGUUGAUAUUGUCGUCGUGUAUAACAAAGAUGGCAGCUACACAAUGCAGAUUGGUGAGGAGGUGUACCAUGUGACUGGGGAGGUGGAGGUGGAAGAUGGAGCGUCAUUCCUUCACUGUUCUGUCAAUGGCAUGAAGUCUCGUCCCAAACUGGUGAUCCUGGACAACACCGUGCACCUGUUCUCCACGGAGGGAAGCGCCCAAGUGUCUGUUCCAGUGCCCAAGUAUCUGGCUGGUGUGAGCGGCUCUGGGGCUCAAGGUGGAGCUGUGGCCCCCAUGACUGGAACCAUAGAGAAGGUGAUGGUAAAGGCUGGAGACAAAGUGGCUGUGGGAGACCCGCUGAUGGUCAUGAUCGCCAUGAAGAUGGAGCAUACGAUCCGGGCGCCAAAGUCAGGUGUGAUCAAGAGAGUUUUCUUCAGCGAGGGCUCUCAGGCCAAUCGCCACGCUCCUCUGGUGGAGAUGGAAGAGGAGGCGGGGGAGGGGGAGGGGGAGGGGAGCAGCCAGUAAACUGACUGAAACGCACACCCGUGAAUACACACACCGACAGGUAGGAGAGAGCCGGAACCGGUUACUGUGACAGCUUGAGGGAAAGUGACUCAGUCUGAAUGGAGUUGGUGUCCAUCACUUAAUUAGUAUUUCUGAGGAUGUGAAUCAGGACGUGAAUCAUCUGUUGGGAGCGAGUCUGGUUCAGGCUGGAAUAAAUUAGAAAAUUACUUUCACCCUGGGGACCCAGCAUGCAUAACGAAGGUCAGAAACAAUCAGUGACCUGUAAUGUUCCUGGGUUUGACUGGUGUGACAGCCAGCGGGUAAACGCCACAACAAUCACUAAUGUACAGCUGCCUUUUACACAUCAUAACCUUUCUGUUGAUUGUACACCUUUUGUCUGUUCCUUCUUUUCUUUCUUGUGUGUUUUUAUAUGUUUGAGUCAGUGGCGCGCUGGCAACUUGUGCUUGCAAUUCUCCUCCCUAUGUGUUUCUGUCAGAGGUGUAGUGUUGGUGAAAGAGUUGGGCUGGGUAUUCUCUUAUUUAGCACAGUUUAAUGCACUUCCUGUACUGAUGAGGUUGUCCUGUCUACGCACACUCUGUGUAGUACUUAAUCGUUACACAGGGAAAAACUAAAUAGUUGCUUGUAAGCAAUUCUGAGGCAGAAGAUAAUAAGAACAUGCGAAAUCAGACGAAAUACUUGCAGAAUUAUAGCAUAGUGGGUUAUAGGUAUAGUUCCUGAUGAUUGAGGGGGGACAACUUCACAUUUACAUGACCUUAACCCUUGUGUUGACUUUGGGUCAAAUUGACCCGUUUUCAAUUUUUGUUUUAUAUCAGAAAAUAUGGGACGUAGAAAUAAGCGCUGAAAAUGUGUAGAAGAAAAAUUUAACAAUUUAAAACGUUGGAAAAAGCUAAAAAGCAAAAAAAAAAAAGGUUGACGGGAAGACAACACAAGGGUUAAAAGAUUUACUGAGUGAAAAAAACAACUUGUAAUGCUUAAUAACCGGUUUGUCUGGGGAAAAGUGAAGCGAUUGUCACUGUUGGGAAGAACAAUGUAUCUCAAUUUUAGAAAACUGCCCUACCACCUGUAAAUAUCCUGCCAGUAUUCAAAAGUGCAUUGUCACUAAGCUUAAAGCAAUGCUGUUUUUCUUAAUCGUUAUGAAUUGACACUUGAAAGCUACAUGGCUUUCACUGCACGGUGAUUUUAGGAGGAAAGAUUGACUGGAUGUAAACCCAUUUUUUUUGGUGCAGGAAAUAUUUUGUAUUUGGGUUUGUUAAUGUCCUGUUUUUCCACAUCCACAACAUUGCUCUGCUCUUAUAAAAAAAAAAAAACCAAGCCUCUGUUGUUUGAUGUAAAGGAGAUUG